AUGCUAAAAGGGAAGGUGCAUCCGGUGGAGCAUAUAAAGAUUGGCAAACACGUCUUUCCGAUCUGGUCACACCCAUUACUGCGAAAAAAUCUGCGGGACGAGGUCUUGCUGGAGCAGGAGAUCGAGAAGCGGCUUUACAACCCUGAGCUUCUGCAUGCGGUAAAUGAAGUUGUGGAGCGACUUCUGCAAGAAGGCGUGACGGGUAGCGUUAGCGAAGAGAUGGUGGAAGAUUACCUUGAGGCCGCGCUUGAUCGCCUCGACAACUACUUCAGCGACAAGGAUCCAGUGAACACGUCACCCACGCCACUGCCAAAUAGGCUGGCAACGAGCGGCAAUUGCCACAACGUCCUCCCAGCCGUGCGAACGCCGCCUUCUUCCGUGCGUCGUGUGUUUCCGUCGACAGGCCAUAAGCGUGCCAUCCUUCCUACGCAUACGCCACCGGUUCAGCAGCAGAGGCUGCGGACGACGUGUGGACCCAAACCUAUCCCUGCCCCUGAGAAACAUGUGAAGAACGAGGCGGAUAGCGAGAUGAGAUCUCUCGCUCUUGUAGGGCUCUCCCGGCAGCGUCUUUUUCCCAUGUGUGCUCAUUGGUCGGAUGAGGCUAGCGAUGAUGGCUCAAUGCUGUCGUUUCCAUGUAAGUUGCACGCACCGUCACCGCAUUCACAACGCGAAAAGGGCGGGCAGCAGACCUCAAAACGGUUUCCGUCACGUCAAUUUAAGAGUGAGGCUCCACCGGAGUGGAGGAAAGCGGUGCGCUCGCUUUUUUACUCCAUGCUGUCGCUCCGUCUGGAGGAAAGUGGCGGGGUUCAGCUGGAGGAGAUGGACCUGCGUGGAGGGGCAAUGGGUUUGCUGCGACUGCAGGGAUGCGAGCUCUCCGCGCUAAGUCCACAGGCUUUCGGUGCAUUGGAUGUGACGCUCGACGGUAAUUCAUCCGCCAUUCACUGCCGUCAACCCGCAGAGCCCAGCAUUCUUCAGCGCUCUCACAUCCAAAGGGCUGAGAAGCCGAUCGGGGUAGAGCCAAGUGCGCUGCGUGGAAGGGUGAUGGCCAAGCUUGCGCAGUCACACUUCAUCAGCACAGUGGAGAAGAAAUGUGUGCAUGCGACGGGGAACUUAUUGAGCCAUGCGUGGGGGAACGCGGAGUCGUCGGCCGCCCUGAGGACCACAGGGGAAAGUGGACAACUGCAAUUACCGAGUGACACAACCCGAAGCCGUGCCUUAGCCUCGAUUUUGGAAAAAAAGAACGUACAAAAGUGA
Molecule: messenger RNA, 1254 nt
Organism: Trypanosoma rangeli
Lineage: Eukaryota; Euglenozoa; Kinetoplastea; Trypanosomatida; Trypanosomatidae
Product: putative DNA mismatch repair protein MSH2
Exons: 1
Coding region: 1-1254 (417 amino acids)
Source: RefSeq, a predicted model, not a curated record